CUCAUUUUUCCAGAUCUGGUUGUGGCCGUUAUCUCAUACGAAUUUCCAUCCAUAUACAUCUCGCAGGCAACAGUUAUCGCCAACCAGAGAUUACUUGAGAGCCAUGCAGUUUAGAACACCGAAUACCUCAAUAUGGCUCUGAGUGAAAGUUCACAGAAGUCAUCCUAGGAGACAUCACAAGUAACAAAGACUUGCCAAUUGAAUACAUAUCUUCAAUCAGGAAAUUCAGAAACUGUGCUAAAUCAAGAUAAACGAAUGAAGGAGUUUUCGAUUGAGUCAUGUGCGAUCAAGAAAGAAUUCGACUCGUCAUUCUUGGAGGACCAGGAGUUGGGAAAAGCUGUAUUGUUAAAAGAUUUCUUUUCAAUACAUUUACCGACCGUUACCGCAGCACUGUCGAGGAUCUAUACAACAGGGAGUUUGAUCUAGGACCAGUCACAAUAAAGGUGGACAUUCUGGACACAUGCGGCGACCUGCAGUUCCCGGCAAUGCGCCGGCUGAGCAUAGCGACGGCGCAUGCGUUCCUGCUGGUGUACGCAAUCACCAGUGCAGACAGCUUUGAGCGCAUGAAGUGCUGCUUCGAGGAGGUGCGCGAGCAGCGGGCUGACUUCCAGGAGGUCCCCAUCAUGGUGGCUGGCAACAAGUUGGAUUUGGCGCCUGCGCGGCGCGAGGUCUCCAUCGAGGAUGUGUCCGAGUGGCUCUUCUGCGAGCAGCCCAAGUUGAGGGCAAAGCUGAUGGAGUGCUCGGCCAAGGAGGACCUGCACAUCCGCGACAUCUUCCGGUGCUUCGUGACGCUUUCGCGCAUCCUGCCUCCCGCCGGCGACGACACGGGCGGCCUCAAGCGACGCUCCAGCGCCUAUGUGCGCCAGGGUGCCGGGCGCCGCGGCGGCAGUCCCGCCACAACUAGCAGUUCAGCAAGUAGCGGCGUCGUGGGUGACGCAGCAGUCGGCGUGACACCGUCCAAUGCAGCCGCAGCCGCCAAGCCACGCAGCCGCAGUCUGAUCCGACGUUGCAGCCGUAAAGCCAAGCAGCAGAUACGCGACGCGCAGGGCACAAACAAUGACGACUGCAACGUAUCCUAACUCCUCAGCCAGCGCAACGCAAAACAAUACUAUUUUGUCUUUUUCCAAUACUGAAAAGCUUGACAUAUGGUGAGGCCUAUCGGUCAAGUUGUAGCCGAGGUCAAUGAGGGGGUGAAUACUUUAUUUCGUAUUUCUCUAGUAUUGGAUAGCCCAGCCAAGAUUAAUUAUAUUAAAUAACAACAUUAAUAGGGCAGAGUUUCUAGAACACUAUUAUUAAACCUACCUACUUGACCAUUGAAGAAGCCAUGGUACAUCAAACCUAUAGGUUCAAUAGUACAUUAGUUUUAAUAAGUGUCCUAGAAACUGGAUCAAUUUUCUGUAUUCAUGAACGAUGCCGUACUUGAUAUCCUGCAUUCGAUAUUGUUUAUAGCUAAGUUGUGGCAAAAUUACAUGAAUGAAUGAAUAUCAUAAUUUUAUCACGUUUUUUUAUAAAUAGUGCUAUCAAUGUAGAAAAAUACAAAAUAUAGUGUUCCAGUGAUUCAAGUUCAUGAAAUGUUAUAUUAUAUAACUUAUUAUUAUUAUUAUUAUUAUUAAUUCUCCAAGAAACGUCAUAAGUGUUAUGUAUACUAUAAGUAUAUUUAUCUUUCGAAAAAUCCAAAAAACAUCGGUUUUAUAUAUUUUUAUUUGCAAAUGGUGUAUGUAAUUUAAAUGUGAUAAAGAGCUCAUAGGAUGUUGAGAUGUGUUGAUGUUGAAAGUUCAUAAGAUGUUUAAUUUCAACUACAGUAAUAAAACUGAAUUACAAUAAUUAUUAUGAGGAGAAGACUAUCGGGGAAAGUCACCUAAGAUCCUGAAAUCUUCUUGUAAGCUGGCCAACGCAUCAGUUUCAGAUAGUUUCAUCACUUGAAAGCAAGUAGCCUACGUGAAUGCAUAACUGAAGAGUAUCGAAGAAAUAUUUCACACGGAAAAGUGACUUGAAAUAAAGGAAAUUCAUAUUUUGUUGGGCUUCAAAAUACUUUUUCAACUAAACCGAAUUUUGUUACUAUAAUGUUGACCAAAAUUGAAAUUAACAGUCAACACUUCAUGGUCUAAGCCGACAAUAAAAUUUUGAACUUAUAACGACUUUGUACAAUCCAUUUAUUGUUCCACCUACUUCAAGAAAAGCAUUAAAUUGAUGACACUUUCUUUAUGAACAAUAUGGUUUCUAAAAAAAUAAUAAAAAAAUAUACCUUAUUAUUUUGAGGUUUUUAUUGAAAUGAAUUAUUGGAAUAAAACUAAAUUUCAGCUUAAUUUUUGUGAAAUAAGUUGGCUUAUUUUUGUGAUAUAGUAAUUAUUUCUAAAACAGAGCAAGUAAUCAAAUAGAAAAAUCUUCAAUUUGAGCAAAUCGAAGUUACUUAUCAAUAUCGGUAUUUGGUGUAUACUCAUCCACCGGAAUGACAUCAAUCUUUUGAUAAGAAUUUUCUAGAACUGUUAACGUUAGAAAGUAUCAAUAUUUUCUUAGCUGAAGGUGGAGCUCAAUAAGUUUCCACACCUCUGAAUUCAUAGUGUUCAACUGUACUUAUCAAAUAAUGAACAAUCAUCAAAAUGAAUUGUUAUAUUUUAUUCAAUUCCUCUUCUAAAUCUCAAAAAUAAUAUUCGAAUAGUUUUUUAUACUGCAUUUAAAUAAUUUACAUAACCUAUGAUACUAGAGUGUUUAGCCAAUAUCGUAACAAAUACAGGAAUGGUAGUCAGUAACGGUACCAAGAAAUAUGAGUAAUUUCAUGUAAAUCUCUAAGAAGAGACCUGAGAUUUCUUGAAGUUUAGAAAAUAUAGAAGAAAACUCAAAUGUUGAAGUCUUUCGACCAAUUAGCUAUGUACGGUCAGCAGUAACAACACCAAUGUAUAAUAUAGAAUAUUUUUAAUUGAAUGAAUUUCAGUUGUGUUCUGAUUGUAAUAUUGUUGCUGUGGUUGAUGAGAAUUGUUAUACUAUUUUAUAGUUUAGAACUUUUUUUAUGAUGAAAAGUUGAAGACAAUAAUAGAAGAAAAUUCAGAAUGAAGUACUACCAUUUUCAAGAGACGAAUAUAAUUGUAAUUAUUGAAUCGAAGAGGCAAAAAUGGAUUGUCUUACACAUUUAUCAAUUUAUUGUAGGCUUACUAUGAAAUCGGUUUGCUAGAGGUUUCAUGUAGGUCAUACUGGAAUUUAUCAAAUAAUUAUACAGUACGGUAAUAUAGCGUACUUUAACUUUUGUUUACACAACUAUGCAGUUAAAUAUAAUUAUUACAGUACGGUAAUAUAUGCGUACAUUAAAUUUGGUUUACAGAGAUUGUGAAGGUAGUACCUGAAGAAACAAAUCUGUGCUUUGAUUUAAAAAAAGGAGGAAACUCAGAUUCUUUCAAAAAAUCUACUCUAAAUUUACAAUCAUAAUAGUUUCCCCUGAGACAACUUUGGGACCAGAGAAAACUUUCAUGGCUCAACUUAACUGCAGAGUGCCAUAUAAAUACUAUGUAUUCCAGCCUCCUAAUCACAUUUUAUUCAAAGAAUAGAAAGGACAUUAAAUUUCCCCUUAUAAUAUUCAAAAUAUUCUCAAGCAAAUCACUCUGCUCAUUGCUGAGAUAUUGAAGCUCAAUCCUCAUUGUUCAAGCACGAUUCAAGACACAGGUACUAUUACAAUCUUCCUUGAUGAUAAUUCAACACAGUUUUGAAUACCUAUGCAAUUCAAUCAAAAUAACUUAGUUUAUUGUUAUUACUGGAAGAAACCUUAUCAAUCGAGAACUCAAUGGAAUAUUGAAAUGCCCAGAAACACAUUUUCAACAGGAAAACUUGUAAAAUGUAUGAUAAUCAAAUGUUAUUUUACUUUUUUCAAUCUAUCUGCUCUUCUAUUUAAUAGCAUUGAUCCAGUUUUCUGCGAUUUUUGUAUUCAACUUUUCUCCAGUUUCUAUUGUAUAUUACACCCUACUGAGUAAGCGGAAAACCAUUCAAGUGAAAAUUUAAUAAUUUUAUUUUGGACCAAAUUAAUAGAAAUAACAAGAUACGGAAACUCAGAUGUGAACGGUCAUUUAGGCUAGAACUAUAAACUCGAUCAUUUUUGAUAUCCAAGGUAUGGUAUAUCAAAACUUUUAUAUUUUUUGAAUUCAAGAAUUUCAAAUGACUUGUAAUAAUAUUGUGUGAUUGUCCCAUAGCUAUUUUUGAUGUGAUUUUGUCCAUUCAAUAAUGAACAAGUGAAAUAUUUGUUUUGAUUAUUCGUGAUUAUCCAAAUGUGCUUGAUUGAUUAGUAACUUAUAAAUGACAUAAUGAAUGCCAAUGUCUCAUAUUAUAUCAAUGCAAAAUACAUUGAUAACACAAUAAUUUUAUUACAUGUUGCGAUCUAUACCUGUAAAUAAUUGAUAAUUUAUUGAUGUGAGCUUAGUUUUAUUUUUAAGCUAUUUAAUAAAUAUCAAUAUUAUAUUGGUUCGGAAAGAAGGCGGGUGAUUUUAUUGUAAAAAUUCUUACAAAAAUUAAUGUGUAGUACCCUACCAACAAUGAUUAUCAACAUAAAAAUGAUCAUUGCUUAUACAUAUCCAUUAAUGUUAUGAAUGUUUGGACAAUUUUACCAAUAAUUGUAUAAUAAAUAAUGUUUCUUUUGAAUAUAUUACACUUUUGCUUAUCAUUUUUACAGAAUGAUAGACGGAAGAAAAAUUAUCGUGAGAAAAAUUCUAAUACUUUUGAAAAAGUAUUCAAAAGUCUCUAUAAAAAGGCAUUAUAUACGUUACGGUACACAUUUCAUCAAACAGAAGACAUUGUGAUUUGUUAAUAAUUAGAGAAGGAAUGAAAGAUUCAGAAUAAAAUUCUAGGAAUAUUUGAUAUUACACUAUUUUUCAUGGUCUCAGCAUCAAAAUUCUAUUCUAAGUUGAAAAAAAAUAUUUUCAAUUUAAAAAUUUUAAAAUAUAUUCAAAUUUAUAUUUGGAAAACGUACCGUAACCAACUAGGCACUUCAAGCUCUAUAUGAAAUUGAUAACAUAACCGUAGGAUGUCACAAUGUGUCAAUUUAUUUUGAUAUCGAGAGAAUUUUGUAAUAUAACUUUUUUAAUAGAACCGUUCACAAAAUCCUCAUCCACAAUAUAUGACCCAAUAAGAGAAUUGAACACAUUUUCGUUUAAUCUCUUCCUGGUAAAAUAUAACAAUCCUUGCAAGACUUGAAAGUGAAUAGGCCUACUUACAAUCCAGCAAUGGUUUAAAAUUUCAUGGAAAUUCAACAAACUUUCCCAGUAUAAAACUUGAAAAUUCAUUAAAAUGAAAAGCAAAAGUGUGAUAAUAUAUUAUAUAUUUUGAGUGUUUUCUAAUUCUAUCUGUGAACCAGUGUAUCUGUGUAUUUUUAUGACUGUGCUAUGUUGUUAUCCGUGUAUAUUAUAUCCUACUGUAAGGCCUAAAAUUGAUUGAUAUUGAGAAGUUGAAUAACUGUAUAUUCGAUCAGUUUUUCUAACAGAUUUUUGGAUCACUGAUCAAUUUCUCAAUAUUAUCAUAAAUUCUCAUCGUUAUAAUUUUUAGAUGUCUCACACUUUCAGUUUCUAUGUAAAAUUCAUCAGCAAAAUGUUUCAUUCAUUUUUUGAAUAAAUUUAAUUUAUCUGCAUACUAGCCUAUAUGUCUAUUCUACUCAACUGUCUCUCAAACUAACUGAUCCUUGUAACAUAAAAGGAUCAAAGAGGGCGCAUACUUCAACUCACAGUUUUCAUAAGAUAUUACACUUUAAUAAUUCCAAAACUGGAACUUUCCAAAUAGAACAAUUUCCACUGUCAUAAUAAAUCACAAUACACAUUGUUAUUCAAAAACAGUUAUCAUGUCAGUCCGAUUAGGUACCAUAAACAUUACUCUAUAAUACAAUACCUAAUACAACCUUUACUUUAUUGCUGUAUCAAGGAAGUUUAUCCAAUAUGAAAAAUCUUAUUUUGUAAGUGCUCUCAAAGCGUGGAAACUUAUCACAAAAUAACAUGAAAAUUCCGCACUCAACUUAUAAAAAAAUUAUUCAAACACGCACAUUAUUCUAUAAUAUUAUUAUAAUAAUUUGUUAUUGUUACGAUCAUCUAUAUUUCUAUCAUCGUUGAAUAACACCGUACCAAUAAUAUAUGCAUUCUAUCACAAUAGCUUUCCCAUAUAAUUCAUUCUACUCAAUGACUCUACUCAUUAACUGUACUCCAUAAUAUCAUAUCAAUAAAAAUACGUUGCCAUUUUGUAAAUUCAUUGUUUUACUAUGUACUGUGUAUUUCCUAUCCAAAGCUGAAAUUCAUGUAGCGGCUGUAUCUACCAUAUCUGGAAAUUAGACUUAACCACUAUCUGUUUAUUGAUAUCAAAAUUUGAUAGGAUUGAUAUAUAAUAUCAUUUGAAUUGCACCAAGUUCAUACUGCUAGGAAAUUAUUGUAAAUAUGAUUUUUAUUCUACAGACCGAUGUUUACUUCCAUAAUGAAUGUUUCCAUUAAACAACUGUCAUCAUAAUAAUGUUUUAUUAAAUUGUUGAAUAAUAAAAAAAUUUUCUCAUGUAAAUCAUUUUAGUAAGUACCGUAAUUUAAACUAUAAUUGUUAUACUUAUAUGAUGAAAUAUUUUGAUAUUGUUUCAAAUUUAAAUUUUGGGCUAUAGCAUACUGAUUCAUAAGUGGAAUCUUAUUCAUCAAAAUGUCUAUCUGCGAAAUUCUUAUCAAUAAUUGAACGAGAAGAAUAAGUGUAGUGUUACACUGAAUCGGAUAUAGCGAACGCAACUUUUCCAAUACAUUACAUUACAUUACAUUGAAUACUGUAUAACAAUCGUUAUAGCCGAUUUCCGAUUUCUACUGAAUGGAAUAAGAAAAGGUGCUUACAGCUGAAUAUUGGAAAAAUUUAUUCAGAAAUUUAUCAUUGUUUAAAUAAGUGUUGAAUGUUAUUUGCAGCUCUAUGAUAAAGUAUGAUAAUGUUGUGAUAAGAUUCAAAUAUAUUAUAUUUGUAUAAUACUCUUAAGAUUAAAUUAGCAUCAUUGAAUAAAUUCUUA
Molecule: messenger RNA, 6988 nt
Organism: Nilaparvata lugens (brown planthopper)
Lineage: Eukaryota; Metazoa; Arthropoda; Insecta; Hemiptera; Delphacidae
Product: GTP-binding protein Di-Ras2
Exons: 7
Coding region: 279-1079 (266 amino acids)
Molecular function (GO): GTP binding; GTPase activity
Source: RefSeq, a predicted model, not a curated record